AUGGGUAAAGGCUUCUUCAUCAGCAAAGUGGUGGCAGUGGUCUGCGUGGUUGUAGCCAUCAGUGCUGUGGCCACCAUCAUAGCCCUCUCAGUUGUUUAUGCUCAGGAGAAAUCAAAGAAUCAAGAGACUCCGACGACUGCAACGACUGCUGAACCUGGCACCCAGACCACCACACCCUCCACCCCAAAAGAGCCCUGGCAGCGCUACAGACUUCCAGAUUCAUUUUCUCCUAUCUCAUACAAUGUGACCCUGUGGCCCCGGCUGACUCCCGACGCUGAUGGCCUCUACAUCUUCAGUGGAUACUCCACGGUGCUGUUCACAUGCGUGAAGGAGACUGACCUCAUUCUCAUCCACUCCAACAAACUGAACUUCACAAUGUUUGACGGAUACCACGCACAGCUGAAAGCUGUGGAUGGAGCCUCUGCACCCCAGCUGAAAAAGAGUUGGCUGGAGGUUCCUACUCAGUAUCUGGUGAUCCAGCUGGGCAGCCCUCUGCAGGCCGGCAGCACUUACGAGCUCUUCACCGAGUUUGUCGGAGAGCUGGCUGAUGACCUGGGAGGAUUCUACAGGAGUGAAUAUGAUGAAGACGGCGUGCGAAAAAUUUUGGCCACGACUCAAAUGCAGCCGACGGACGCGAGGAAAGCCUUCCCCUGCUUCGAUGAACCAGCUAUGAAAGCCGUCUUCCACAUGACUCUCAUUCACCCCCACGGGACUGUAGCUCUGUCUAACUCCAUGAACUAUGGCAAGUUCUUUUCUUGUUUAAUGUUCAGAGCAACAUUGUACGUAUCAGCUACAAGCUUUGGACCCACAGAGAUUAUGUCAACAUACCUGCUGGCUUUUGUUGUGUGUGACUUUGGAUUCAUUCAGUCAGAUCUAGGUGCAGAUGUUUUGAUCAGGAUCUGGGCUCGCAGGAAGGCCAUAGAGGAGGGCCAGGGUGCAUAUGCCCUGGAGAAGACUGGACCCAUACUGUCUUUCUUUGAGAACUACUACAAAAUUCCCUACCCCCUUAAAAAGUCAGACCAGAUCGCUCUGCCUGACUUCAGUGCUGGAGCCAUGGAGAACUGGGGUCUGAUCACCUACAGAGAGACUGCACUCUUAUACAAUCCUGCAGUGUCAUCUAACGGAGAUAAAGAGUGGGUGGCAACAGUCAUCUCCCAUGAGCUGGCUCAUAUGUGGUUUGGAAACUUAGUGACCACGAGGUGGUGGAAUGACUUGUGGCUUAAUGAGGGAUUUGCCACCUACGUCUCUUAUCUUGGAGCCAACUACGCCGAGCCAGAUUGGAAUAUGAGCGAUUUAAUAGUUUUGAAUGAGAUCAUUGGUGUGAUGGCUGUGGACGCUUUGGCCUCUUCCCAUCCCCUCUCAUCCAAAGAGGCGGACGUCAUGAGACCAGAGGACAUAAAUGCACUGUUUGACUCCAUCACAUACAGCAAGGGAGCUGCAGUUCUCAGGAUGCUCUCCAGCUUCAUCACCGAGGAGGUCUUUUCAAAUGGACUCAAUAUGUAUUUAGAAGAGUUCAAAUAUAAAAACACAGUCUACCAAGACCUGUGGAAGAACCUGCAAACGGCAGUGGAUAAUGCUGGCAUACAGCUGCCCCACUCUGUGGAAGUGAUUAUGAACCGGUGGAUCCUACAGAUGGGAUUCCCAGUGGUCACCAUCGACACCAGUACUGGAAAAAUCUCUCAGAAGCACUUCCUGUUGAACCCAGAUUCUGUGGUGGACGUACCUUCAGAGUUCAAUUAUGAGUGGUUUGUUCCUAUUACCUGGAUUAAGACUGGUGCAGCUAGAGAGCAGUACUGGCUUCUUACCAAAGAAGCAACAAACUCAGACAUGACGAUUGGUGCUAGUGAAUGGUUGAUAGCCAACAUAGACAUGAAGGGCUUUUAUAGAGUAAAUUAUGAUUCUGAAAACUGGGAUCGUAUCCUCACCAAGCUGAGCACCCAACAUCAGGAUAUUCCAGUGAUCAACCGCGCUCAGAUUAUUGACGACGCAUUUAACCUGGCAAGGGCAAAGAUAGUCAGCACAACUCUGGCUCUGAGCACUACGAGGUUCCUCAACACGGAAUUGGAGUACAUGCCCUGGCAGACUGCCACUCGCAACUUGGACUACUUCGUCCUCAUGUUUGACCGCAGUGAAGUGUACGGACUCAUGCAGGCAUACAUGAAUAAAAAGGUCAGCCCUCUAUUUAAACACUUCGAAGAACUCACUGCCAACUGGACAAAGAUCCCUGAAAAGCACACCGACCAGUACAAUCAGGUGAAUGCACUCUCCUGGGGCUGUAGCACGGGAGUAGAGGGUUGUAAGGAACUGACAACUGCGUGGUUCAAAGAGUGGAUGGACAACCCUGAUAUUAACAAGAUUAGCCCCAACUUGAGGACCACAGUGUACUGCAGUGCAAUUUCUGAAGGAGGAGCGGUGGAGUGGGACUUUGCCUGGGGAAUGUAUAGGAAUGCUACCAUUGCCUCGGAGGCUGAAAAACUUUUGUAUGCUCUGUCCUGCACCAAACAGCCCUGGCUGCUGAACAGGUAUCUGGAAUACUGUCUGGACCCAACGAUGAUCCGUAAGCAGGAUGCCACCUUUACCAUCAAUUACAUUGCCGGUAAUCCAAUUGGACAGCCCCUGGCUUGGGACUUUAUUAGAGCCAACUGGGAUCACAUUUUCAAUAACUAUGGUGGAGGAUCAAUGUCCUUUGGAAGACUUAUUAAUGGAGUGACCAAACGUUUCUCCUCUGAGUUUGAGUAUAAGCAGCUGCUGCAGUUUAAAGAAGACAACAUAAACCAACUUGGCUCAGCUGCCUCAUCUCUUGAGCAGGCGCUUGAGAGAACCAAGGCCAACAUGGACUGGGUGGCUCUGAAUAAGCAACUAGUGUUUGACUGGUUCACCAGUGAAAUCUCGGGGACAGUUUGAUAACUGAAACACAGUUUUCACUUUUUAAA
Messenger RNA from Pelmatolapia mariae (spotted tilapia), 2933 nucleotides. Its product is annotated as aminopeptidase Ey-like. Lineage: Eukaryota; Metazoa; Chordata; Actinopteri; Cichliformes; Cichlidae. Gene Ontology annotation, biological process: peptide catabolic process; proteolysis. The transcript has 20 exons. Gene Ontology annotation, molecular function: peptide binding; metalloaminopeptidase activity; zinc ion binding. Bases 1 to 2904 code for a protein of 967 amino acids. Gene Ontology annotation, cellular component: cytoplasm; plasma membrane. The record is from RefSeq and is a predicted model, not a curated record.